This is a messenger RNA of Thermothelomyces thermophilus ATCC 42464, 981 nucleotides long. RefSeq lists its product as uncharacterized. Bases 87 to 734 code for a protein of 215 amino acids. The record is from RefSeq and is a predicted model, not a curated record. Gene Ontology annotation, biological process: electron transport chain. The transcript has 3 exons. Lineage: Eukaryota; Fungi; Ascomycota; Sordariomycetes; Sordariales; Chaetomiaceae.
CCAGCUUCAGUUGCAGGCUGUUGGAGCUCGAGACCGUCCACCAAUCCCGCACCCCUCCGAUUCCCCGAAGAGAGGUGCGAUUCACCAUGUCCUCAUUACGAACGACCGCCUCGGCCGCGCGGCUGCUGCGCACCGCGUCGCACGCCCGCACCGCCGCCGUCCCCGCCGCGCGCCGCUACGAGAGCUCGACGACGACGACGGCGACGGCGACGAGUGUUCCGGCCAAAACCGAGCAGGAGAAGAAGGAGACCUCUCCGAUGGCCACGCUCCCGCGGAAUGCUCCCGACUAUAACGUACCCAUUGACAUGGCGACCAACACCUUCACCCCGGUGCCGAAGCACGUCCAAGACGGCAGUGAGGAGAACGUUACUCCUGCUGGUCUUCUUUCCGGAGCGCCGAUGGAGCUGCAGGCCAGGACAGUCCGCAUCUACAAGCCCGCUAAGCCGGCCACCCAAUCCGGCGAGCACGGCAGCAGCCGGUGGCGCAUGGAUUGGGAUGUGCUGGGCAAGGGCCACCGGUGGGAGAACCCGCUGAUGGGAUGGCAGUCCUCGGGCGACUUCAUGCAGGGCACCCACAUCAACUUCAAGACCAAGGAAGACGCCAUCGCCUUUGCCGAGAAGCAAGGGUACGAGUACUUUGUGCAGGAGCCCAAUGAGCGCAAGUUUGUGCCGAAGGCCUACGCCAACAACUUUCUGUACUCGCCCGGCAAGCUCAAGCAUAUCCGCACCAAGUAAAGGUAUAUGGGAGGAUGAUGUGGGCGACGGGUUUGUUGUACAUAGUGUGUCAUCGUCAUCCGGGAAUAUCGGUGCUCGCUGGUGGACUAGGGGUCUUCAUUUCAUAGAAUGCGAGGCACUAUGGAAGAUUGCGCAAAUACAAUGUGGGUGUUUGCUGUGCGGGCAGUGCUGCGGAACGCUGUAGACGUCUAGUAGACUGUAUCAUGCUUAGGGGCGGUCCAAGCUCUUAUAUUAUUCAUUUCCGAGC